Symbiodinium natans is the source of this 192-nucleotide messenger RNA. The record is from the annotation of a GenBank genome assembly. Lineage: Eukaryota; Dinophyceae; Suessiales; Symbiodiniaceae.
AUGGACGGGGAGCCGCCGGCCGAGACCGAAGCAGAGCCCGCAGCGCCCGAAGCGCCCGCAGAGCCUGCGGCGCCUGCAGCUGAGGCGGCCGAGGAGCCGAUCGCAGAGGCAUCGGCCGAAGCGCCCGCCGAGGAGCCUGUCCCAGAUGCUGCACCGGCAGAGGCUGGAGAACAUGGAGAGCAGGCCGGGUGA